This is a messenger RNA of Microthlaspi erraticum, 1752 nucleotides long. The record is from the annotation of a GenBank genome assembly. Lineage: Eukaryota; Viridiplantae; Streptophyta; Magnoliopsida; Brassicales; Brassicaceae.
AUGAUGUCUCUUCUGCGAAACCCUAGAUUCACAUCUCUUUUCAAUUGGGUAUCUCAAAUUUCCGCAGAAACCCUCUCUAAACCCCAACUUCCGGGACACUCUAGAUCUUUCGCCACUCGGAGAACACUCGACGCAGAAGUUUCCGGCGAGAAACGGAGCGGUAGACCGCGAAAUGAGAUUCGGAAAGUUGCCCAGGUUGCGAUGUUUGAUUACUUCCAUCACAACAGGGGAUUGCAGUUUCUGGUCGCCGAGAGUAUGAGCAAAAAUGCGCCCUUUUUUAAUGAUAAUCUAUUGAAGAAGCUAAACGGUGAUUUUGAUGCUGAUGCUGAUGCUGAUGCUGGUGAUGAUUUAGUCAGAUCCAUCACCAGGUUUCUAUUGUUUAACCCUGUGAAUGAAUUCGAGCCGUUCCUCGAGAGUUUAGGAUUGAAGCCUUCAGAGUAUAGUCAUCUGAUUCCCUGUGAUAAGAUGUUUUUGAAUGAAGAUGCUUUUUUGCUUGAGAAUUACCAUGUCUUUUGGAACUAUGGAAUCGACAGGAAGAAGAUGGGGAAGAUCUUCAAAGAAGCUAGGGAGGUUUUCGGGUACGAAACUGGGGUUUUAGCUGCAAAGAUUCAGGCUUAUGAGGAUUUGGGGUUUAGCAAAGUGUUUCUAUCGAAAGUUAUCGUUUGUAGCCCUAGUAUCCUGAUUGGGGAUAUGAAUGUUGAAAUGGCUAAAGUCAUAGGGAUGUUGAGAACUAUAGGUUUUGGUUUUGAUUGGGUAGCAGAGAACUUAUCAGAGGAAGCAACUUAUGACUGGAGCUCUAUGCAUAGGUGUUUAAGGUUUCUUAGAGAUGUGUUUUUGGAUGAGAGUGAGCUACGUGAGUUAAUGAAGAAGCAGCCGAGGCUGGUUUUCGAGAGUUCAGGGGAAUGGACACUGAUGCUAGCUGGAUUUGAGACAAAACUAGGGUCAUCAUCCAGAAGUGAGCUCUCUUCGUUGUUUCAGAAACUCCCGGAGGUUCCUGGUUUAGGGAAGUGUGUAUCGAAUCUUAGGCAUUGCUUCUUGUUCUUGAAAGAGAUUGAGAUGGAGGCUGCUGAGAUAGGCAAGGUGUUGCGUGUUCACUCAUGGUGGCUUUGUGCGUCUCGUUUGAAGCAAACGAGUACGUAUCUUAACAUAUUGAAAUGUGGGAAAAGGAGGCUUUGUCAAGUCAUUCAAGAGAACCCAGAGGAGAUGAAGAAAUGGAGUAUAGGGUUAAAAGUCCAGCCGCUGCCAGGUUCGGGAGUAGACUUCAGAGAGUCGAAAGCGAUGAAGAUACAGUUUUUGUUGGAUUUGGGAUACAAGGAAAACUCAAAGGAGAUGGAGAGAGCUCUCAAGAGUUUCCGAGGCAGAGGAUCUGAGCUGAGUAAGAGGUUUAGCUUCUUUGUGAGUUUGGGUUUGGAUGAGGAAGUUGUGAAAGAUAUGGUGAGAGCAUCUCCUGAUGUCCUCACGCAGGCAAGUGAUGUGCUUGAAACGAAGGUUAAGUACCUUGUUGAGGAAUUAGGCUAUCCGCUUUCUGCUUUGGUGGCUUUUCCUUCGUGUCUUAAAUACACUCUUGAGAAGAUGAAGCUCAGGUUUGGAAUGUUUGCUUGGCUUCAAGCACGAGGAAAGGCAGGUCCAAAGCUUGCUAUUAGUAGUAUACUUGUGUACUCGGAGAAGUCGUUUGCGACUAGGUUUGUAAAUCGUCACCCGGAUGGGCCUAAGCAUUUUGAGGAGUUGAAGAAACAGCUUCUUUGUGAGUAG